Messenger RNA from Closterium sp. Yama58-4, 1338 nucleotides. The record is from the annotation of a GenBank genome assembly. NCBI's taxonomy places the organism in Eukaryota, Viridiplantae, Streptophyta, Zygnematophyceae, Desmidiales, Closteriaceae.
AUGCAGACUCUCCCUCAGCUGGCAAACAUCUCUGCGCAAGCACCCGAGCCAUUGGUGGAAGAAUCCAAGCCUUUGCUGAGCCUUCCUGCUUCUUCGUUACGCACCACGGUCUAUCAUGUUCUGGUGGUUUCCUGUUUCUGCAUUGCCGGCGCUACUAUCUGUGCUUUAGCGGGCGUGCACGUCUUUUGUUAUUUUCGAAACAAGGCCUUCACACUUGAGCCCUUCAUCAUGAGGCAGACUAUAAAGGAGGUGGAGGCAGGUUGGGGAGGCAACGUGGAUGUGGUUACAGGGCGAGGGCUGAAUGUCAAGGUGGGGAGGAGGAGCAGGGGGGAAGGGAGGGGUGAGAUACUAGAGUUGCAUGGUGAUUUGAAGGGUGAGUUGAAGGAUGAGUUGAAGGCUGAGUUGAAAAGUGAGUUCACAAAUCUAUGCGCUGGCAACUGUGCUGGUGUGGAGGAUAAGGAGAGGGUUGUUGGAGCAGUGGCGCGUGAGAUGGGUGAGGUGAAGGGCCGUUUGCUGAAGGUGGAAAGUGAAAAGGAAGCUGCGAUGAAAGUGGCUGCAGAGCAGGCUGCUGCGGAGAAGGUGGGAGCAGUGGAGCGUGAGUUGGGUGAGAUGAAGGGCCGUUUGUUAAAGGUGCAGAGUGAAAAGGAAGCCACAGAGAAGGCUGCUGCGGAGAAGGUGGGAGAAGUGGAGCGUGAGUUGGGUGAGCUGAAGAAGCAUUUGAUGAAGGUGGAAGGUGAACAGGCAGCUGUGGUGAGAGUGGCUGCGGAAAAGGCAGAUUUAGAGAAGGUGAAUGAGUUGGUGGGAGUAGUGGAGCGUGAGUUGGGUGAGGUCAAGGGCCGUAUGAUAAAGGUAGAGGGUGAAAAGGCAGCUGCAGAGAAGGUGAAUGAGUUGGAGAAAGUGACGCGGGAAGGAUUUGCAGCAGCGAAGGGAGAAGUUGCAGCACUGAAGGGAGAAGUUGCAGCAGUUAAGGGGGAAAUUGCAGCAGUGAAAGAGAAAGUAGCAGCAGUGGAAGGGGAAUUGGUUGAUCAGAAGUCCCGUCUGUUAGAAUCAGAGGCAGCAAGGGAUGACAGCUUUGCAGCAGGGAAGGGAGAUGUUACCUCAGUGAAAGGGGAAGUGGCAGCGAUGAAAGAGAAGGUAGCAGCAGCGGAAGGGGAGUUGACUAACCAGAAAGUCCGUCUGUUGCUUUUGGAGGAGGAGAAGAAGGCUGCGGAAAGGGAGGCGCAUGAAAGGGUGAAACGCGACGCGAAGCGGGCCCCUGAUGAAGCUGCAAUGCGCAAGAUAUUGCAGCAGCCUGGUCCGAUCACCAAGGAGCAAGUGGAGGAGUGCAGGCCUUCGUGA